Molecule: messenger RNA, 756 nt
Organism: Spirodela intermedia
Lineage: Eukaryota; Viridiplantae; Streptophyta; Magnoliopsida; Alismatales; Araceae
Source: the annotation of a GenBank genome assembly
AUGAAAGAUCCGUCGGCAGCGGCAUUCCAAGCAGCGAUCAAGGCGCCUAAGUUCCCGCAGGAAGAGCAGCACCUCAGGUGCCCCCGCUGCGACUCCACCAACACCAAGUUUUGCUAUUACAACAACUACAACCUCUCCCAGCCCCGCCACUUCUGCAAGGACUGCCGCCGGUACUGGACCAAGGGUGGCGCCCUCCGCAACAUCCCCGUCGGCGGCGGUACCCGCAAGAACUCUAAGCGCAGCGCCCCCUCUUCAUCGUCCUCCAGUUCCCACACCAAGCGGUCGAUCAGCUCUCCGUCUCCCGCGGCCGCCACCCAUGCAGCAGCCGAAGCGGGAGAGACGGGCGCCGCCUCGUCAAUAUCCACUCUCCAAUUUCCAAAGCUCGAGACUAUUCCCUCGGUAUACUCUUCCACCGACGCCGAUCGCCAGUUGCUGGACUUCACUGGGAGCUUCAGCUCGCUGCUCACUUCCCACGGGCACUUCGGGAGUCUCCUUGACAAUUUCCAUGCGGGGGGGGCGGGAGUCCUCGGGCUACCAGGAACCAUCGACAUGGGAAGGCCGAUCGGGAAUCCUUCUCUCGACCUGCACAGCCCCGGCGAUGGCGGAGACAUAAGCGGCGGCACCCCGGCGGCGGAGCCUCAGCAAGCGCCUCUUGGUGAUAACCUUCUGGGUUUGCCGGCGGACAGUAGCUGCUGGAGUGGCAGCAGCGGCUGGUCCGAUCUCUCCAUUUACACUCCAGGUUCGAAUUUCCAGUGA